GAUUUAUCAAUUCCCGAUAUAACUUAUCAAUCAUCAAGAGCCAUUAACCUGAUUCUUAACGCUCUUGAAGAAGAUGCGAUUCAGACGAAUAAUACUGACUUUAUUUACGUUUCAAGAAAAACAGGGAAUUGGAAAUAAAUAUGCGUAAUUUGUUUACUGAUAGUCUGAUACAUUUACCAAAUGACGUAUAUACAUAACAUAAUAGAUCCCAAAGUUUCAUUUCCCUCAAUAGUGCAAUCAGUACCGGCCCUGACAUAAAGCUGGGAAAGCCGGUGUUUUGGACACCAAAUUAGAUUAAUAUUUAGGGAAGUCACAAUUGACAUAGUUUGUUUAUAGUCUCGGUGAAAGUGGUCACCGGUACUGGAUUUGAACACCAAAUAAAUUUUUGCUUUAAGCAUUAAAAUAUACUGGACCGGACCUGAAUGCAACUCGUCAUUUUUUUUAGUCAGGUGGUUUUUGUUAGAUAAUAAUUGUAUGUCACGUUGGUACAAAUCAGAUAGCCACUAAACCGAUAUGCCUAUGAUUAAAUAUCGAUAAACUGGUUAAUAAACACUUAUUGGCCAUACGGAAAAUACGGAUUAAUAACAUUAUAAGGUUGGAAAAAAUCUAUAAUUGAUAGAAUAUACGAGAAGAAAUGUAGGUCCACAAAGUCACAAACAUGCUUUUGAAACCUCUUCACUCUAGUCUUUAUAUAUAGGUUGUUGUGUUUCUUCUUGAGUCUUGGAAAUACAACAUUGUCAGUAUAUUAGAUAUCUAUUUGAGCACAUCUCUAGACUAUAUAAAGUAAGAAAAAUAUAUAUAGAGAGAGGAGAGAGAUGGGGAGGCAACCAUGUUGUGACAAAGUAGGCUUGAAGAAAGGCCCAUGGACUGUUGAAGAAGACAAGAAGCUUAUCAACUUCAUCCUCACCAAUGGCCAAUGCUGUUGGAGAGCUCUUCCCAAGCUUUCUGGACUAUUGAGGUGUGGUAAAAGCUGCAGAUUAAGAUGGAUAAAUUAUUUGAGACCUGAUUUAAAAAGAGGUCUUUUAUCAGAAAAUGAAGAGCAGAUGGUCAUUGAUCUUCAUGCCCAACUUGGCAAUAGAUGGUCAAAGAUUGCCUCUCAUCUACCAGGAAGAACUGAUAAUGAAAUUAAGAACCAUUGGAACACACACAUAAAGAAAAAACUAAGGAAGAUGGGUAUUGACCCUAUGACCCAUAAGCCUCUCUCUGAACAAGACGGUGCGCAACAACAAGCUCAGGGGAGAAAGAAAAGCUUAGUGUCUCGUGAUGAGAAGAACACAAACCAAGGCCAAGAAGAUCAACAACAAACUAGAAAAGAAGAAGAUCAACAACAUCAACUAGGGAAAGAUUUGGAGAAGAACAACACACCCAUUUCUACUGAUGAUGGGUUUUGCAUUGAUGAUAUCCCAUUACUCAGUCCACAUGAGAUAUUUGUGGACAUCCCUUCUGCUCACCAUCAUACUAGUGAUGAUAAUGCCAACAUUAACAUUAGUAACUCCACUUCACCUUCUUCGUCUUCCUCUUCUACCUCGUCGUGCAUAUCAUCACUACCGGGUGAUGAGUUCUCAAAGUUUCUUGAUGAAAUGGAGAUUGUUGACCUCAAGUGGCUCUCAUCCGAUGAUUCAUCAGGGGGUAACAUUAAUUACAACGACGGCAAGUUCAACAACAAUGUUGAUACGAUGAGCUUGUGGGACAUCAAUGAUUUGAGCAGCUUGGAAUUGUUUAUGAAUGAUCAUGAUGAUAGUGUGGUUGAAGCGGAUGUUCAAGAAUGGUUUUAGAUCAUGAUUCAUGGACAUUUGAUCUUCUUUAACUUUUAGUUUUUUUUUCUUCUCAUGUUGUUUUUAAUUGUUUUUGUUUGUUUGUUUGGGUUUGGCCUUGGUGGUGGAUGAUUAGGUGUAAAAGUACAUAUGUAAUUAAAGAUUGCAAUUGUGAACAUACUUUUCUCUGUUUAA
This is a messenger RNA of Brassica rapa (field mustard), 1949 nucleotides long. RefSeq names its product transcription factor MYB20. Lineage: Eukaryota; Viridiplantae; Streptophyta; Magnoliopsida; Brassicales; Brassicaceae. The record is from RefSeq and is a predicted model, not a curated record.